Limanda limanda (common dab) is the source of this 1913-nucleotide messenger RNA. Its product is annotated as tripartite motif-containing protein 16-like. The annotation marks the transcript as partial. NCBI's taxonomy places the organism in Eukaryota, Metazoa, Chordata, Actinopteri, Pleuronectiformes, Pleuronectidae. Gene Ontology annotation, molecular function: zinc ion binding; protein binding. The transcript has a single exon. The record is from RefSeq and is a predicted model, not a curated record.
CUGGAUCCGCUGAAGGAUCCGGUGACUACUGUCUGUGGACACAGCUACUGUAAGAGCUGUAUUAACACCCACUGGGACAAAGAGGAGGAGAGAGGAAGCUACAGCUGUCCUCAGUGUAGACAGACCUUCACACCGAGGCCUGUCCUGGGGAAAAGCACCAUGUUAGCUGAUUUAAUGGAGGAGCUGAAGAAGACUGGACUCCAAGCUGCUCCUGCUGAUCACUGCUAUGCUGGACCUGAAGAUGUGGCCUGUGAUGUCUGCACUGGGAGAAAACUUAAAGCUCUCAAGUCCUGUUUGGUUUGUUUGGCCUCUUAUUGUGAAAACCACCUCCAGCGUCAUCUUCAGUCACCUCCAUUGAAGAAGCACAAGCUGGUGGAGCCCUCGGAGAAGCUCCAGGAGAACAUUUGCUCUCGUCACGACGAGGUGAUGAAGAUGUUCUGCCGCACUGAUCAGCAGUGUAUCUGUUAUAUCUGCUCUGUGGAUGAACAUAAAGGCCACGACACAGUUACAGCUGCAGCAGAAAGGACUGAGAGGCAGAGAGAGCUCGGGCUGAGGAGACAAACAAUCCAGCAGAGAGUCCAGGACACAGAGAAAAAUGUUAAGCUGCUUCAACAGGAGGAGGAGGCCGUCAAUGGCUCUGCUGAUAAAGCAGUGGAGGACAGUGAGGAGAUCUUCACUGAGAUGAUCCGUCUGCUGGAGAAAAGAAGCUCUGAUGUGAAGCAGCAGAUCAGAUCCCAGCAGGAAACUGAAGUGAGUCGAGUCAGAGAGCUUCAGGAGAGACUGGAGCAGGAGAUCACUGAGCUGAAGAGGAAAGACCAUGAACUGAAGCAGCUCUCAGACACAGAGGAUCACAACCAGUUUCUACACAACUACCCCUCACUGUCACCACUCAGUGGAUCUACACACUCAUCCAGCAUCAGGAUCCGUCCUCUGAGGUACUUUGAGGACGUGACAGCAGCUGUGUCACAGGUCAGAGGUCGACUACAGGACAUUCUGAGUGAGACAGAGACAGAGAUUUUACAGAUUGUGUCUCAAGUGGAUGUUUUACUGCCACACCUAGAGCCAGAGACCAGAUCUGACUUCUUAAGAUAUUCACAGGAAAUCACUCUGGAUCCAAACACAGUAAACAAAUAUCUGUUAUUAUCUGAGGGAAACAGAAAAGUAACACGUAUAAGAGAAGAUCAGUCUUAUUCUAAUCACCCAGACAGAUUUACUUAUUGGGCUCAGGUGCUGAGUAGAGAGAGCCUGACUCGACGUUGUUACUGGGAGGUGGAGGUGGGGGGGGGAGUAGGAGUUGAUGUAGCAGUCACAUACAAGAAUAUCAGCAGAGCAGAAAACUCACAUGAAUGUCUAUUUGGAUUCAAUGAUAAAUCUUGGUCAUUAUCUCGUUUUGGAAACUGUUAUAUCUUUUAUUACAACAGCAUCAAGACUCCAGUGUCAAGUCUUCUGCCCUCCAGAGUAGGAGUGUACCUGGAUCACAGUGCAGGUGUUCUGUCCUUCUACAGCGUCUCUGACACCAUGACUCUCCUCCACAGAGUCCAGACCACAUUCACUCAGCCUCUCUAUGCUGGAGCUGGGGUUUAUCAUUAUGGAGCCACAGCUGAGUUCUGUAAACUCAAAUAGACUCAAGUCAUUAAAAGCAGUGAUUUAGAUUCUGUGUGUAAAUCUUUAACUUCUUUUGUCUCCAUGUUUGUUGAUCAAAGUUCGUCGUGGUGACGUUUCUGCUCCGCACACAGUUCAGCUGUCAAUCAAACACUGACCUUCCUUUAUCACACAUAUUUAGUUCUCACUUUGUAAAGACAGAAAUCUAUAAUUACACUGACAUGAAUGUGUUUGAAAGAACUAAUGUUGCUGUUGUCCUCAGUUGGGACACCUCAAGAUUAAAGAAAUGAUUCCUGUUCCUCACCAGUGUA